UCUUACGCACGUACUGUCAUCUGCUUAUUCAUAUCUCUGCAAUUAUCUCUCUAUACACUUUGAAACAACAGUUGAAAUUGUUUAGACUGAAUGGGUAAGUCAAUCAUAUUGUAUGGAUUUACUGCGGCUGAGCAACCAGAGGCCAUAAAACAAUUUCUUGAGAAAAUUUUGGGUGAAGGGACUGUCACUGAUGUCGCAGUUCAGCAACAGGAAGGUUUAAGGGGCUAUGCAAUUGUACACUUCACAACAACUGAAGUUGCAGAUACGAUCAAGUCCUUGGCUGAUGAACGACUUUGGUAUGGGAAUUCUUACUUGAAAGCUCAAGAUAUGGGCGAGGGACCAAAACCAGGUCACAUUCAGCAUAGGAUUAAGGAUGCAAAGUUGCACUUUGGUUUUCAAUUGUCAGACAAAAAGUUUUCAUCACUAUGGACUAAAGAAAAUGUUUUUGUCAAGUUUGGAUUGGGACUAAGAAAAUUUAUCUUUUUUCUAUCUCAUAAUUCUGUGGAAUAUAAGCUUCAGCUCCCGUACAAGAGCAUUAGGCUAGUUGAGUUGCGCCAUCUAAAAAACAAGAGGUUUAUCAUCAUUCAGUUAUUCGGGGUACCUCAGAUAUAUUCCAAAGAUCUGCUUGAUCAAACCUUUUUUAGAGAUGACACUAAUGUUCAGUGGGUUCAUGAAAUUGAUUUUACUCCAACCUCAUGCAUUGGUCAAUCUACUGCUUUAUGCUUGGAACUCCCAACCACUAGUUAUCUUUCAGAUUUUCAGAAAGAAUUCCCUUACUACAAAGAAACCGCAGUGAAACUCAUUGUGGAGAGAGGUUCAACCGCCUCUUGCCACUCUGAUCAUGUCCCCAUUAUAAGUCCACCCCAAGGAUUUAACUUGCCGUUUCGUAUCCUGUUUAAGAUUAAUACCUUGGUUCAAUGUGGUUGUAUUCCUAGGCCAGCAGUAGAUGAUAAAUUCUUUCGGAUGGUUGAUUCGUAUAGAAGACAUGUAGCAUUUGUAGAGCAUGCUCUUGAGAAACUGAUUUAUUCAAAACAAUGUUGCUUUGAACCUCGGCAGUGGCUUAGAGAUGAAUACCAAAAGUACAGCAUGGCUGCAAGACCUCCUAUGUUACCUGCCAUCAGUUUAAGCCAUGGAUUGGUAUAUAUGCACAGGGUUCUAGUCACCCCAUCUAAAGUAUAUUUCUUUGGUCCAGAGAUUGUUCUAUCCAGUAAUGUGUUACGCACAUAUUCUGAUGAUAGUGAGAACUUUAUUCGUGUUUCUUUUGUUAAUGAGGAUCUUAAAAAAAUACAUCCAACAGAUUUAUCUCCUCGAGCAUCUUUAGCGAAUAUUGAAAGGCAUACUAGAGUUUAUCAAAGGAUAUUGUCAACUCUGAGAAAUGGCAUUGUUAUUGGAGAUAAAAAGUUUGAAUUUCUGGCCUUUUCUAAUAGUCAACUGAAAGAUAAUUCUGUGUGGAUGUUUGCAUCUAGACCAGGACUAACUGCAAGUGAAAUCAGAGAGAGGUUGGGUUAUUUUAGUGCAAUAAGGAAUGUGGCAAAAUAUUCUGCUAGACUCGGUCAAUCAUUCAGCUCCUCUAGGGAAGCUACGAAUGUUGAUAAGAAUGAAAUUGAAGAAAUUCCUGAUAUAGAAGUUGAAAAGGGGGGAGUCAAAUAUAAUUUCUCUGACGGCAUUGGGAAAAUAUCAUCUACAUUGGCUCAUAUGGUGGCUGGAAAGUGUGGCUUCAGAAUUGUUCCAUCUGCCUUUCAGAUUCGAUAUGCCGGGUACAAAGGUGUCGUAGCGGUUGAUCCAACUUCAUCAAUAAAGUUAUCAAUGAGACCAAGUAUGUCCAAGUACAAAUCAGAUAAUGUUAGACUUGAUAUUUUGGAAUGGAGCAAGUUUCAGCCGUGUUACCUUAAUCGCCAAUUGGUGAUACUUUUGUCGACUCUCGGUGUCAAGGAUUAUGUGUUUGAGAAGAAGCAGAAAUAUGUGAUUUCUCAACUAGAAACAAUUUUAACAGAUCCAUUAAAGGCACAGGAAGUACUUAACUUGAUGUCUUCAGGAGCGAUCACAUAUGUAAUGAAAGAUAUGCUUAACUAUUAUUCUAAGCCACAUGAAGAACCAUUUCUUUCAAUGAUGUUACAAAUAUUUCGCUUGUCAACGUUGAAAGACUUGAGAAUGAAAACAAGAAUCUUUAUCCCAAGGGGACGAACAAUGAUGGGGUGUCUAGAUGAGACAGGAAUCUUGGAAUAUGGUCAGGUGUUUGUGAAAUGUUCAAGUCGCCAGACUGAGUUAUCAACCAAUUCUAGUGGCAGAGUAUCAAACCAGAGUAGAAUUGUAAGGGGAAUGGUAACCGUUGCAAAAAAUCCAUGUCUACAUCCUGGAGAUGUUCGUGUUCUAAAAGCUGUCGAUGUUCCGACCUUGCACCACAUGGUGGACUGCAUAGUAUUUCCAGCUAAAGGAAAGAGCAUAUUUACAGUGACAUUAUUUACAUUGUUAACUAGACCUCAUCCUGAUGAAUGUUCGGGGAGUGAUUUGGAUGGAGAUAUCUACUUUGUUUGUUGGGAUCGUGAUCUCAUUCCUCCUCGCCAGUAUCCACCUAUGGAUUAUACUUCACCACCACCUAAGAUUCUUGAUAAUGAAGUCACAAUUGAGAAUGUGGAGGAGUUUUUUGCAGAUUACAUGGUCAAUGAAAACUUGGGAGUAAUCUGUAAUGCCCAUGUUACAUUUGCAGAUAUUAGUCCUUACAAGGCAAUGUGUUGGCAAUGUAUUCAGCUUGCAAAGCUAGCCUCCAUCGCUGUUGACUUCGCAAAAACCGGAGUGCCUGCUAAAAUCCCUCAACGUUUACAAGUUAAAAGUUUUCCGGAUUUCAUGGAAAAGCAUGAAAGAGAAUCCUAUGAAUCGCGAAGUGUGAUUGGGAAACUUUACCGCGAGGUAAAAGAUCUUGUGCCAAAGAUGGGUACUAUCAAAUCCUUCACCUCGGAUGAGGCGAGGCAGUUUUAUGAUCUUGACAUGGAAGUGCAGGGCUUCAAGGACUACAUUGAUGAUGCUUUUUAUUACAAACGUGAGUAUGAUUAUAGAUUGGGAAAUCUGAUAGACUAUUUUGGGAUAUCAACCGAGGGUGAAAUACUCAGCGGUCAAAUAAUGAAAAUGGAAAAGUCUUUUAGUAAGAAAAGAGAUUUGGAAGGAAUCAAGUUGGCUGUGAAGUCAUUGAUAAAAGAAGCCAGGGAUUGGUUCAACAAGAAGGAAAAUGAAUCUGAUGGUCCUGAGAAAGUAUACAUGAAAGCAUCAGCUUGGUAUUAUGUUACAUAUCAUCCAAGUUUUUGGGGUCGAUACAACGAAGGACUUAAUCGCGACCAUUUCCUUAGUUUUCCAUGGUGUGUUCAUGAUAAACUUCUUGAGAUCAAGAAAGAUAGGCAAAGAAUCUUAAGGGCUUUGCAUCAUUCUUCAUUACAGGCCUAGUUCUUCGUAUGAAGUUCUUGUUUGUCUCUUGAUAUCAUUUGAAGAGAGAUGCCUUGAAAAGAGUACUUCAUUAUGUGAAUACUUAUGUUUAUUUGUACAAUUACUCAGUUUGAGUGUCAACUUUAUAUUGUGUUGAUUGUUGUGUGUUUGUCAAUAUUGUAAGUGUCUCAAAUCUGCUUGUAUCUUACUAUUUGUUAUUCAAUAAAUCUGUGGUUUGCUAGG
Molecule: messenger RNA, 3657 nt
Organism: Pistacia vera
Lineage: Eukaryota; Viridiplantae; Streptophyta; Magnoliopsida; Sapindales; Anacardiaceae
Product: probable RNA-dependent RNA polymerase 1
Exons: 5
Coding region: 91-3435 (1114 amino acids)
Biological process (GO): siRNA processing
Cellular component (GO): nuclear RNA-directed RNA polymerase complex
Molecular function (GO): RNA-directed RNA polymerase activity
Source: RefSeq, a predicted model, not a curated record